UCGUGCGCGGCAUGUAGGCGUGGACGGUAAACGUAGUUUUUGGCGGACAAACCAGCCGCUAAUGCCUGAGCUCAGUAGUGCCUUUGAAAGCGCGCCGAAAUCUUUUGCAUUUGUAAACAUACCGCGAGCCUCGUUUCAGCAUGGCGCCCAUCUGCACAAAUACACAAGUUCGGCGAACCGGCCUGCUAACCACACGCUCGGAUGAACCGUGACUGAUCCCAUUAAGAAUAAGCGGUGGGCACCGCCUGAACUCUUCACAGCAGCACAAAAUGAACGGAAAAGUCCUACCAGACACUCCAAUAGCCGUAGACUGCUGGCAGCUCCGCAAGUGCCAUCACGUCCGUCUGUUCUUCUUGUCUCACAUGCACGCGGAUCACACCUCUGGCCUGUCAUCCACCUGGAGCCACAGGCCCAUAUACUGCUCUCCUCUCACUGCCAAACUGCUCCAGCGUAAACUCAAGGUCAAAGAGAAAUGGAUUCGUCCUUUGGAGAUUGGGGAAGCUCACAUGCUAUUGCUUGAUGAUCUUGGAAAAGAGCGUCUGACCGUUACUCUAAUAGAUGCCAAUCAUUGUCCUGGAGCGGUCAUGUUUCUCUUUGAGGGAUACUUUGGCACCAGACUCUACACUGGUGAUUUCCGUUACACCCCAUCUAUGCUCAGAGAGCAAUGUCUGAGGAACACCACUACCAUUGACGUGCUGUAUCUGGACAACACCAACUGUGACCCCACUCGUGCCGUUCCUUCUCGUCAACGAGCCACUCAGCAAAUUAAAGAGAUCAUUAGGGCUCAUCCUGGGUUUGCUGUGGUCAUUGGUCUUUACUCUCUGGGUAAAGAGUCUCUGUUGGUGGAACUGGCUAUGGAGUUUAAAACAUGGGUGGAGGUGGAUGGAGAGCAUUUGGAGACCUUGCGUGUUCUGGAGCUCCCUGACAUUUUCACCACUGACUCUGGUGCUGGCCGCAUUCGUGUGGUCUCUCAGUCAAUGAUCAACGCCUCCAACCUGCAGGCGUGGAAUAAAGUGCAGCCCACCAUCGCAAUAUUGCCCACCAGCCGCCCCAUGAUCUCUUGUCACUCUAAUGUGUAUGUGGUGCCUUACUCAGAUCAUUCUUCCUACCAGGAGCUGGAGGACUUUGUGUCGGCCCUGCGUCCCAUCUCAUUGGUUCCCAUCGUGGGCAACUGCCUGCCUUAUUUUUCUUCUCUUCUAAACCCCUGCAAGAAAAAGCCCAAAGAGGUAGUUAUUCCGGAGUCAGUCAAGCACUACAUGAUGACAAAUUCUAAUAUCCAGACCUUUACAAAUGGCAUUACAAACAUGCUUCAAAGAACCUCGCGGCCAUAUUCUCGCGGGGUGGUGUUUGAAUCUCCAGAGUCAAAAAUAAGCCGACUUGAUGGGGAUGAUGGGGAUUCUGAGACAGAUCAAGACUCCUGCGUUCUUCUAGACAUGAGCACCAACUCCUACCCUCGAGAGAACGGCCCUCACAACAAACGUAGGAAACUCAGCCAAAUUGCAUCAGAUGUCAUCACAAUUGGCAGCAGCCUUCCUUCAGAUGACAAUGACUCUAUUAGUGCACUUACAGAUGUAAGAUCACCUGAGCACAGCUCAGUGUGCGAAUGUGGACAUGAAAGAACAACCAAGUCCUCCAAGGAGAAGAGUCCUCAAAUGGGCAGCAGCAGUUUUAGAGAAAGGUGCUCUUCACUGGACAGCAUCAGUAUUCACGACCAAACCUGUAUUACCACUGUGCUCACACCCACAGAAACACGAUCGGUGACCGCUGCCUUGACCUUCAUAUUACAGCGAGAACAGAUUGAGCAUCUGCUCCUUGAGAACUUCAUUAUACCCGCUGAACAAUUUAAAGGUGAGCAGAUGUUGUGCGGAGUUCAAGAAGAGUUUCGCCUUACUCCGGUUGAUCUUCCCAAACCAGCUGGUGAUCCUCUUGAAGCAGCUAUAAAAACAUUCAAAUCUAAAUGCGAUUCAGCAAGCACUUAAAGUGUGUGGCAUGUUUAUGUGAAGGUUUAAUUAUCAUGCAUCACUGUAAUUUAGAUGUGAACAGUAUUGUGGUUAAAUCUAUAGAUCGACACUGUGCCAAGUACUUAUUCUUUUUCUGCAUUUCUUUUGAGCCAAAAAGCGUUGAUGUUAUUGGAAAUACUGAUGGAAUAAUUUCACAAUGUGGAUGUUGAGGUUCAACAUGUUUAGCAUGAAUUUAUUAUCAUGUAGAAUCAAAAAGCACCUUACUAUGUAAAUUUGUUUUUAGAUAAACCCUACUAAAUGUG
Molecule: messenger RNA, 2263 nt
Organism: Puntigrus tetrazona (Sumatra barb)
Lineage: Eukaryota; Metazoa; Chordata; Actinopteri; Cypriniformes; Cyprinidae
Gene: dclre1b
Product: DNA cross-link repair 1B
Exons: 5
Coding region: 270-1979 (569 amino acids)
Biological process (GO): double-strand break repair via nonhomologous end joining; protection from non-homologous end joining at telomere; interstrand cross-link repair
Molecular function (GO): damaged DNA binding; 5'-3' DNA exonuclease activity
Source: RefSeq, a predicted model, not a curated record